CUGCUUGGUGGAGAGAGUACAGUUGCGAUUGAAGUCCUCAAUGAAAGCAAACGAGGACUCUUGCUGCUGAUUAGCGGUUCCUUCUACGUCUUCCACAUCCAUUCCUACGAGCAUCUUCAUCUUCUCCAGCGUCUGGUUCAUCUUCUCCAUUUUCUUCUACCACAAACUACUCCUAUCCGAUCGAUCCGCUCCGCAGUACUUCCGAAGCACUUACUGUGCAAUAUAAUCGGCGUUCUGCUGUAGUUAAAGAGUCAAUGUAGAGGAUGAGAAUGGGGGCGGAUCAAGUGACCAACUAACUUAAUUCAGUACAUCACUGCUUCCUGGAUCUAUCGUCGCGGUUUAGCACAGUUCGCGGGUUUGUGGCAUUAUGAGGCUGUCCUAAUUCCUAAGGCUUUGUUUCUAACAUUCUCAAAAGCCGCGGAGUCCUAGAGCUAGUUUGGUAACAUUCCCGAAAGCGUGCAUUCUCAAAAGGUGGCUUAAUGGACAGACCCUGAAAUUUAAUAAGAUUCCGAUUGAUAAUAUGUAGUAGUAAAUGAAUGGAAUAGAAUACUUGAUAAUAUUAUUCGUAUUUGUAUAAUUAUCGAAUAUUCAUAUUCGUAUUCGUUUAAAAUUCGAAUCUUAUUUUGUAUCCGUAUUCGAUUCAUUUGAUAUAUUCGAAUCGAAUUCGAAUGUUCGAAUUCAAAAAACAUUAAAGUUAAUUUGUGAAAAUAAUUAAAAUUAUGAUGCUAGUUUGCCCCUUUUAACUAAUUUUCAUAUUACAUAUUUUAUAGGAAACAAAAUUCAUUUAUAUAAGUCAAUUCAAAUUUAAUAUCAAUAAAGAUAAAUAACGGAGAAUUUUAAUUGUAAAUUAAGCUAUUUGACCUGGUAAAGUAAGAAUUUUUAAAUUAAAAUAUGCAAAAUAUUUUCAUGAAUAUUUUGAUCAAAUUUAGUUGUUUCGUUAGUCAAAACAGUCAAUAUUUAUGUUUGGUAAAUACUCUCUCCGUCUCGAAUUGAAUUGCAAAAGUUGACUGGCACGCGGAUUAAGAACGUGGAGAAAUUGACAUUUACAACCAUGCUUGAUGUACACACCUUAUACACACCAUGUUUGUGAAGCUUUUUUUUGUCUGUGAAUCCGGUUCACGGACAGUAUUUUGUUUGUGCAAAACAUUGUCUAUGAAUCGAUGUUCACAGACAAAAAGAAAAGCUUUCACGGACAUAGAUGUUUACAAAAAUGUGUAUAAGAGUGUGUACAAACAUCAUUUUUGAAUAAAAAAGGUAAAAAAAUAAAAAUCUUUAGCCCAAGUACGAUAUAUGUCGGGCACAUAGUCACCGGCUCACCGCCUCUUCCUUUUUCCUUCUUCAUCAACGAUUAGUUGAUUACCAACAGAAACCUGCGAGCCUCCAACCGAUCGACUGUUUUCUGCCGCUUGAUGGAUCGACCAACGACGCAAAUAUCUCACUAAUCAAUUCAGAGUUAUCUAAGGGUGGUGGUCGGCGGUGACUCAUCUGAGAUGAACUGUGUCAAAGAGGCGCGUCGGACCUUGGAAUUUUCAGAUGGUGAACCGUAGGGUGGAGCCGAAAUUGAUGCACCAAGAGGGCGCCUCUUCUUUUUAUCUUUCUUCAUCUUCAAAAAGGAAAGGAAUCUCAUUGGCUAUGGAGAAGGUGUGACCGUGUGAGACUCCAUUUUACGGAGAUGGAGGUUGUGACACUGAAAUUGAAUACUUCGUAUGAGGGGGGAAGAAAGAAGGUAGGUGAAAGAGAUACGAGGUGGGCGAGUAAGAAAAUCAAAGCAUCCGUAAAUUGGGUGUGCGGCGGGACGGAAAUUAGAAUAGCAAACUUUGACUAAGAAAUGACAAUAAAUGAUGUUUGCUUUUUACACUUUUAUCCAUCUUUCUAAAAAUAGAUGCCUUUAAUUGAGAAAAGUAAAAGUAAGGGUAAAUUUGUCACAUUAUUCUUAUUUACAUACCAAAAAUAAAAAGUGAAAAACCAUUUUGGAACAACAAAAAAAGGAAAAUUUUCAAAUCAAAUUGGGACGGAGGGAGUACCUAAAAACAAAAUUGGAAAAUCAUUUUGGGAAAACCAAAGUAAAAAAGUUUUGCAAAACAAAUUGGUAGGGAGGGAGGAACAGUUUUUUAGAUUGGCUUGUUGAGUCUGAAAAGUUUAAAAAAUUGCUGGUAGGAAAAGCCAAGAGGGCACCUUCUUUGUCUUCUUUUAUUCUUUCAGAUAGUUACGCCCUAUCAGUCAUUUUGAAACAGUUAAUUUUACCGAACAAUAAUUUAAGAGGUAGAAGAACCGCCCGCGGAUCCUCUCUUUCAUACGAGACUAAGAGCUGAUAGCUGCAAUUUAGAAAGCUCAGUAAAGCCGCAAUUUCCAAAACAAGCCUGACGCCCGACAGAAAAUAUCACCGUCGAUCCUCGUGCACAAAACAAAGCCAUGACUUAUCUGGAAGAACGUACGACGGCCAACCAUUCUAGGAGAGAGAAGCCAAGAGGGCACCCCCACCAUGGUUUAACACAACAGAAAAGGCAAGAAAUAAGGGAAUGCUUUGAGCUCUUUGAUACAGACAACUCUGGCACAAUCGAUGCCAAGGAGCUGAAUGUUGCCAUGAGGGCUCUGGGUUUUGAAGCAACUGAAGAGGAAAUCGAAAGCAUGAUUGCAGAAGUUGACAAGGAUGGGAGUGGAGCAAUUGAUUUUGAAGAGUUUGAGCAUAUGAUGACUAACAAAUUUGGAGAAAGAAAUACUAAAGAAGAACUCGCGAAAGCAUUCAGCAUUAUUGAUAAAGAUAAAAACGGGAAAAUAUCUGCUGCAGACAUUAAGAAAGUAUCCAGGGAUUUGGGUGAGAGUCUCAGUGAUGCGGAGAUAAAAGUGAUGAUAGAGGGAGCAGAUCAAGAUGGUGAUGGAGAGGUUACAGUAGAGGAUUUCAUGGCAAUGAUGGGAAGGACUUCCUUUGGGCAUUAAGAUUUAUAGCUUUCUGUCUGAAACUUCAUGUGCUUUGAUUUAUGUAUGUACUUAAACUGGCUGUGGUUUGUGCCUCCAAAGAGUUUUUGUCACUUUUACUCCUCCAAUUAUUAUAGAGAUAUUACUCGAAAU
Cuscuta europaea is the source of this 3069-nucleotide messenger RNA. The record is from the annotation of a GenBank genome assembly. NCBI's taxonomy places the organism in Eukaryota, Viridiplantae, Streptophyta, Magnoliopsida, Solanales, Convolvulaceae.